Dujonia railenensis is the source of this 798-nucleotide messenger RNA. NCBI's taxonomy places the organism in Eukaryota, Fungi, Ascomycota, Pichiomycetes, Serinales, Debaryomycetaceae. The record is from the annotation of a GenBank genome assembly.
AUGGUCGCCCCUUGUCAAUGCUCCAAGUCGUCCAGCGCUGUAAAAGCAGCUGCUAACCUCGAAGAUAAAUAUCUCUCAGACGACCCAAACCAUCCUGCAAACUUGAUCUGCGAAUUAUGCCGCCUAUUCUACGAUAACAACUGGGUCACUGGUACAGGUGGAGGUAUCUCAAUUAGGGAUACCAAGGGAGAAAAUCCCAACUUGGUUUAUAUUGCACCUUCAGGUAUUCAAAAGGAGAAACUUCAACCCUGGGAAAUGUUCGUUGCAGAACUUCCAGAUGAAAAACUCCUCAGGACUCCCAACGAUUGUCCUCCAGAGUUAACAAAAUCUUACAAAUAUAAACCAUCUGCUUGCACACCUCUUUUCAUGAGUUGCUACUCCAUGAGAGAUGCAGGUGCCUGUAUCCACACACAUUCACAGGCAGCUGUCAUGUGCACGUUACUUUGGGAAGAUAAAGUCGAAUUCGAAAUCUCCCACAUCGAACAAAUCAAGGCCCUCCCAAGAUUGAAAUUCAAUGAACUGACAAAGAAAAUCGAGAAGGUCGGUAGUAUGGACUAUUUCGACAAGCUUGUGAUCCCAAUCAUCGAAAAUACUCCACAUGAGGAGGAUUUGACCGAUAGUUUACAAGAAGCCAUCAAAAACUACCCAGGAACCACGGCUGUCUUGGUUAGAAGGCAUGGGAUCUAUGUAUGGGGUGAAGAUGUAUGGAAGGCCAAGGUAUAUAAUGAAGCCAUUGAUUACUUACUUGAAUUAGCAGUGAAAAUGAAGCAAUCUGGUAUUCCAACUGUCAGAAAAUAA